Molecule: messenger RNA, 4042 nt
Organism: Gadus morhua (Atlantic cod)
Lineage: Eukaryota; Metazoa; Chordata; Actinopteri; Gadiformes; Gadidae
Gene: syt12
Product: synaptotagmin XII
Exons: 8
Coding region: 497-1801 (434 amino acids)
Biological process (GO): calcium ion-regulated exocytosis of neurotransmitter; synaptic vesicle endocytosis
Cellular component (GO): plasma membrane; exocytic vesicle
Molecular function (GO): SNARE binding; phosphatidylserine binding; clathrin binding
Source: RefSeq, a predicted model, not a curated record
CAUUAUCCCCCCUUGUAUCUCCACGGGCGACCGUCGCGUAAGACAGCACCGCUCGAUUAACAUCACACGAGGCUUUGUAGCGCUGUGGUGGCCCGGGCUCAGCGUAUCGCCAUCAAGUGUAGAAGUUCCACUGCAGGGGUGUGACUUCUGCAGUCAGGGGAGCUGCGUCUCUCAUGGAAAUGCUACACACAGCGUUUUCCACAGCCCACUAACGCAGGCGGACACAUAUUCCUGUUCACGUAUAGAAGUCCUCACCGUUUAUCCCCGUUUUGCCGUGUAUCGCGCAUGCACGCCGCGGGAUAAGAACAGCACGGCUCGCCGUGGACGCGUCCCGCCGGAUCGAGCAACAUCAGCACCAGCUUCAGCAUCAGCACAAGCAGCACCUGUGCGUCCGUUGAUGGGGACGAGAGACGCGUGAAGAAGGGAAGAGCGGUGGAGUGGGUUCCCCCCCUUCCCCAUUGCACCAAAAGAAAACUCUGGGGCCUGCUGCUGAACCAUGUCCUCUGCUCAGAGUGAGGAUUCUUCAGGGUACCGUCUGAGUGUGGUGCGGAACCCCCCAGGAUGGGAGGUGGGACUUUACCUGGUGGGAUUCCUGAUCCUACUGGCAGUGGCGGGCCUGAACAUCUGGAAGCUCUGGAAGUCGGGAACGUUUCCCACCCCUUCUCCCUUCCCCAACUUUGACUACCGGUACCUCCAGGAGAAAUAUGGAAACUCCUUCUCGGAAGUGCGGCAGAAGAGAGUGGCGGCCAACAACCACCGCCGCACCUCCACCGCCUCCAGCCGCAAGCCCAGCCUGGCGGCGGGCGAGGCCCUGGACGUCCUGCGGGAGCUGGGCCCCCUGGAGCUGGUGAGCCGGGAGCUGGACCCGGCGGGCGCGGCGGCCCACCUCAACCGCUCGGUGUCCACCGACUCGCUGAGCUCCAUCUCGUCCGUCGCCAACAACUUCGGCCACGACUACACGGUGGGGCAGCUGGAGGUGACGCUGGAGUUCGAGCCGUCGCGCCACCCCCACACCCACCUGGGCCACGGCACGGGGCUGCUGCACGUGGCCCUGCACCAGGGCAAGGACCUGCUGGAGCGGGAGGAGGGGGACUUCCCCGGCUGCUUCGUCAGGGUGUCCCUGGGAGCCGAGGAGUUCCACGUGGGCGUCACCAAGGUCCAGGCCAAUGCCUUCACUGUGCUGUUUGACGAGCGCUUCUCAAUCCCCCUGGACGUGGCCACCCUGGAGGAGAUCAGUCUGCGCUUUGCAUGCUUCGGUAUCGACACCGAGGAGCGCAACAUCAGCGCUGGGCUAGCCGAGCUAAAGCUCUCGGACCUGGACCUGACCGUCAGACCCUUCAACGCCUGGCUCUACCUCCAGGACGUCAAUAAGGCUGUGGAUGCAGUGGGAGAGAUCCUUCUGUCUCUCAGCUAUCUGCCCACUGCAGAGCGUCUCACCGUGGUAGUAGCCAAGGCAAAAAACUUGGUGUGGACCAACGGCAGGACCACUGCAGACCCCUUUGUCAAGGUGUACCUCCUGCAGGACGGCCGGAAGAUCAGCAAGAAGAAGACGUCCACCAAGCGGGAUGACAACAACCCCAUCUUCAACGAAGCCAUGAUCUUCUCCGUCCCCUCCCUGGUCCUACAGGAGCUGUCCUUGAGGGUGACGGUAGCAGAGAACACAGAAGACGGCAGGGGAGAAAAUGUCGGCCACGUCAUCAUUGGCCCAGAGGCCAGCGGCAUGGGCAUCACCCACUGGAACCAGAUGCUGGCCACGCUGAGGAAGCCUGUGUCCAUGUGGCACCCAAUACGCAGGAUCUAAGCAAACUCUGGCCUUCAGAAGACCCAAUUCAUCGCCAGUCCUAAGUCCUCAUAAACCCUAUGCUGUUGAGGCCCCAGGCCCUAUGUCCUCCCAAGUCUCUCAGUCUUCACAAACAUUAGGUCUUCAGAAGCCCAAAGGCCUCACAUGCUCCAAGCCCUUACUUGUUCUAAGUAUUCACAUGCCCUGAGUCUUCACAAGCCCUGGGUCCUUGCAAUCCCAAAGUCCUCACAAGCCAUCCCAAGUUCUAAGUCAUUUCAAGCCCCCAAUCCUACAAACCUCAAAUGACCUGAAGUGUUUUCAGUGCUUUUUUAAACAAACCAUUUUGAUUCCUCUCCUUCAUUCUGUUACUUGGCUUGGUGCUGUGGCUUUAAGAGUUUACUUUUUUGAGGGAUAUUAUGAAAUUGUAAUAGGACAACAGAAAACCAACAGCAACACAUAAAGGUAAACAGCGCCUUCCGAUUCCAGAUACAAAGGACAUAUCUAACAAAAUAGUGUGUUCUUGAAUUGAUUACACUCAUCGGUCCAUUAUAUACCUACAAUCUUUCAAUAACUUGUCAGGAUCUGCAGAGUGUUGUGUGUAUGUGGCUUGAUGUUUCUAAAGGUCAGCCCUGGGCUUGUUGUUCACACCAGGACAUUGUUUCUUGCUUAAGAAGAUUAUUGCUUAUGUUUAAGUUAGCAAUGUGACCCAUCCAGGUCUGUUUCUCCUCCCUACCUCCGUACUUAGGUCUCGGUAUCUUUGAUUCCUCUCCUCCUACUCCUCACUUCAAAGGGGUUGUGGAUCGGUAUACCCUUUCGGGGAUUUGAGACUACUCUUUCAAAGAACUCAAAAGAAACAUUGAUAGUUGAAUGUGUUUAUUUUUCCUUCCUCUUUCCCGAAGUCAAAAUAGCUAUGACCUUGAAGUGACUUUGGAUUAAACAAGGAACCCAAUGUGCUGUUAUAAAUUUCCGUGAGUUUGAUCUAUGUUUUUAUUAAGCUGUAUAGAGAAUGAACCGAAAGAUUGAACAAAAGGAUUGAACUGACUUAUUUUCAGGAAACCAAGUGUCUCAUUGGACUGGUCCAGUUGAUUGCUCAAGUUAAAUUCAUUAAGACUUUUAAAAUCAAGGUGGGGAUAGCGCUGUUGGAUUGCUUGGUCAUUCCUUGAUUGUAAGAGCGACAAAUUGUGUGCGUUUUGAUAUGUUCCAUAUAUUGUGCUUUUAAAAAAAAUCCAGGUAGUUUUAUCCAGGUAACAAUAAAUUGUAAUUUGUAGCACUUGUUACAGGGUGGCCAAAUCAACAUAUUCAGCAUAUAUAGGCAUAUAUCACAAUUCAUUUGUUUAUUUGUAGCAUAACUUAUGCAAUACAGGCAGCAGCGUGUAUUUACAUAUGAUUUGUACGUAACAAUGUAAAUAGGGUUUUAUAAUUUGUGUUUUUUAUUAUAUUGAUUGUACUUUAUUUGCUAUAAUUUUUUGUCAUCAUAUUGAGCUAUUUUGUUGUGACAACAAAUAUAUUCAUAUACAUUUUAAAGGAAUUAUAACAUCAGUGAAAAUAAAAUGAUUCAUUUAGCAACUAACAAGCAUUACCUUUGGAACCCUGUAAAAUGAGCUUGAGGUGUCUUUUUACCACAUGCUAUUUUGGCGGACGCUUUUAUCCAAUCCAUCUGACAGUACCUUGGCGCAUACAUGCUUAUCACAGUGGUGCCAGUGGGAAUCUGACCCUGAACCUGCAGUGCUGGUGUAUGUUGUUCAGUUGAGCUUGACUGCACCAUUGUUUUGGAGGAAUUUUAUUUAAGAAAAAUACACACCACUUUUUUUUACCCUUCUAUUCUACAAAUACUAUGAUAGUAAGACACUCUGGUCUCCUUCAAAUAGCUCAAUGUCAUCGUUUUUUUGAAAUAGCAUUGUGCAGAAGUACCGUUUAGUUUUGUUUUAUACAAUGCAAUGUAUUACAAUGUACAACUACAAUGAACAGCGUAUAGUGACUGCGACUUCCACUGGCCUAAGCCUUCAGUGGAGCCUUCGUCACUUCACCUAUAUCCACUUUCAAAUUAUAACCAUCAUUGUGGUCCCGAUGCCCAUAUUUGCCACUGUGCCAAAUACUGAAGCAAUAUGUUAAUUUACAUUCAGCAUUUGCAAUUGAUGAACAAAACGGUACUCUAUAUUUGAUCGUGCAUGAAGCUAUUUAGCACUGGAUGUGAAUGUGCCUCAAAAGUUAAAUAGUUGUAUUGUGUGAACGCUGUUUGAAAUAAAAGCAAUGCAACAGUAA